Cucurbita pepo subsp. pepo (vegetable marrow) is the source of this 1605-nucleotide messenger RNA. The record is from RefSeq and is a predicted model, not a curated record. Lineage: Eukaryota; Viridiplantae; Streptophyta; Magnoliopsida; Cucurbitales; Cucurbitaceae.
AUGAGACUUGCUAUUGCCGAAUUUACCAAUCAUGCUGGUGAUUGGUACCAACAUCUCAAAUCCGAGAGAAGAAGAAAAGAGGAGGAUCCAAUAGAGACAUGGGAAGAACUUAAAGAAGCCAUGAGAAAAAGGUAUGUUCCAAAACAUUAUGAAAGAAAUUUCAAAACUAAAUUGCAAGGUUUGAGGCAAGGAACAAAAAGUGUGGUGGAAUAUUAUCAAGAGAUGGAGACUAUGAUAGAAAGAGCAAAUGUUAGAGAAGAAAAAGAAGAUACCAUGUCUAGAUUCCUUGGAGGGAAUGGUAUACUUGAUUCAGAUGAUGAAUAUGAGGAUCAUGAUUCACAACUUGUGGAAGAAAUCGCAGCAUGUGAUGAUGAGUAUGUUGAAGAAGACCGAAUGGAGCGAAUUGAAAUAGCCUUAGGUAAUCUUCAAGGGAGGGAAGUACUCUUGAAUGAAGGAGUUGAAAAUGAAGAAGAUGACAAUGUCACCCUUUUAGCGGGACAUAGUCCUAGGGGAGGGAGAGAUGUCGGUCGAGGGAGAGGAAGAGUCAGAAGAAGGGGUAGAGAAAUUUUAGCACAAAAAAGAAUUGAGAGAGAGUACCCAUAUGAGAGAGAAAAAGAAAAAGGAGUUGGGGGAGUAAAUCUAAAAAUUCCAACUUUCUAUGAGAGAUCUGAUCCAUAUGAGUAUUUGCAAUAUGAGAGCAAAAUUGAGCAUACAAUUUUGAAAUCAGAGUGGAGGAGAAAUUAUGAAGAACCAAUUGAAGCGUGGGAGGAAUUGAAGACAUUAAUGAGAAAAAGGUACAUUCCUAAGCAUUAUUCUCGAGUACUCAAGCAAAAACUCUAUACUUUACAACAGGGAUCCAAGAGUGUUGAAGAAUAUUACAAAGAAAUGGAGACCCUUAUGAAUAGAGCAUCUAUUGAUGAAGAUGAGGAAGAUACAAUGGCUAGACAACAGGGAUCCAAGAGUGUUGAAGAAUAUUACAAAGAAAUGGAGACCCUUAUGAAUAGAGCAUCUAUUGAUGAAGAUGAGGAAGAUACAAUGGCUAGACAACAGGGAUCCAAGAGUGUUGAAGAAUAUUACAAAGAAAUGGAGACCCUUAUGAAUAGAGCAUCUAUUGAUGAAGAUGAGGAAGAUACAAUGGCUAGACAACAGGGAUCCAAGAGUGUUGAAGAAUAUUACAAAGAAAUGGAGACCCUUAUGAAUAGAGCAUCUAUUGAUGAAGAUGAGGAAGAUACAAUGGCUAGAUUCCUUGGUGGGUUAAACCGACAACUUGCUCAUCAAGUGGAUAGUCAUGAUUGUCCUAACAAGAGAGUCAUGAUCAUCAAGAAUGGACAAGUUGUCACAGAUAGUGAGGAACGUGACCAUGAUGAGCUAGUUGAAGAAGAAAUCCAGGAGAAUGAGGAGGAACUGGAAGAUGGGAGUCAUUUGGAGAAGGAGAACUCCAAGAGGUAUGGUAUUUCAAAGUCAACUACUUUCAACACUUGGAAAAAGAAUGCAAAUGUUGAAAAGAUAGAUUUCAAAGUUGGAGGCAAGUAUGAUCUUGACAAAAAGAACAAAGAUGAGACCUCCAAGGGUAAAGAGAAAGCGGAUGAAUAUAAGGAGAUUUGA